Antechinus flavipes (yellow-footed antechinus) is the source of this 756-nucleotide messenger RNA. RefSeq names its product nudix hydrolase 16 (gene NUDT16). The record is from RefSeq and is a predicted model, not a curated record. Bases 58 to 639 code for a protein of 193 amino acids. NCBI's taxonomy places the organism in Eukaryota, Metazoa, Chordata, Mammalia, Dasyuromorphia, Dasyuridae. The transcript is spliced from 3 exons. Gene Ontology annotation, cellular component: nucleus. Gene Ontology annotation, molecular function: snoRNA binding; phosphodiesterase decapping endonuclease activity. Gene Ontology annotation, biological process: sno(s)RNA catabolic process; mRNA catabolic process.
GCCCCUGUUCACUGGCGUUCUGCGCCUGGAUCACAGAAGUCGUCGGGCAGCCGAGGCAUGGCAGGAGUUCGGCGUAUCACCUUGUCCGAGGCCUUGGACUUAGGGCCCAGUUGGCGCCACGCAUGUCACGCGCUGCUUUACGCACCGGACCCGGGUCGUCUGUUCGGCCGUAUCCCGCUGAGAUAUGCCGUGCUGAUGCAGAUGCGAUUUGACGGGCGACUCGGCUUUCCCGGGGGCUUCGUGGAUGCCCAGGACGGUAGCCUGGAGGCGGGCCUGAACCGGGAGUUGUUGGAAGAACUGGGCGAGGGGGCGGCCGCCUUCAGCCUGGGCCCGGAAGACUACCGGAGCUCCCAUGCCACCGCCACUCCUCCACCCCGCGUAGUGGCCCACUUCUACGUCAAACAGCUGACUCUGGAUCAAGUCCAGGCCCUGGAAGCAGGUGCCCCCCGAGCAAAGGAUCAUGGGCAGGAGGUGCUGGGGCUCGUGCGGGUGCCCCUGUACACGCUUCGGGACGGGGUCGGAGGCCUCCCCGCGUUUCUUGAGAACUCCUUCAUAGGAGCUGCCAGAGACCAGCUCUUGGAAGCCCUUCAAGGCCUGGGGCUCCUGGAGACCAGGCAGCUGCCCCCUGCUCGCCACUAGGGGGCCUCUGGAUGAAGGCCUGGGGCCCCGAAGGGGUCGACCUUGAGCUAUGCAGUCCUAUGCCCGGGGAAGAAGAGUGUUGACGGUGUUGAUUACAGAUUUCCAGAAACACCAAAA